This is a messenger RNA of Grus americana (Whooping crane), 2530 nucleotides long. RefSeq names its product iron-sulfur cluster assembly factor IBA57 (gene IBA57). The transcript has 3 exons. NCBI's taxonomy places the organism in Eukaryota, Metazoa, Chordata, Aves, Gruiformes, Gruidae. Gene Ontology annotation, molecular function: protein binding. The record is from RefSeq and is a predicted model, not a curated record. Gene Ontology annotation, cellular component: mitochondrial matrix. The coding region runs from base 89 to 1123 and encodes 344 amino acids.
GCCCGCGGACACACACAAGAUGGCGGCGGCGGCGGAGGCAGCGAACGGCGGCGGGUUGCUCUGACAGGCUUCGGCCCUGCCCGCCGCCAUGUUGGUGAGGGCGGGAGCGGCGGCGGCGGCAACAGCCACCACCCUACCCGGGCUGCGCCGGCUGUGGCGGGGCGGGGGGAACGGGGCCGCCGCCUGCUUCCCGCUGGGCCGGGCGCUGCUGGACGUGCGGGGCGCCGAGGCCGCCCUUCUCCUGCAGGGCCUCCUCACUAACGACGUCACGCGGCUGGUAGCGGGGGACGGGCCCCUCCCCGGCGCCGCGGCUCUGCCGCGCGCGCUCUACGCGCAUGCGCUCAACGUCCAAGGCCGCUGUCUCUAUGACGUCAUCCUCUACAGGCUUCACGAGAAUCCAGAAGAAGAGCCGCGCAUCCUGCUGGAGUGUGACAGCGGCGUGCUGGAUGCCAUACAAAAACAUCUGAAACUGUACAAGAUCCGGAGGAAAGUAAACAUCAGCCCUUGCCUUGACCUCUCUUUGUGGGCCAUCGUCCCUGGGGAGAGGGCUGGAGACAUUGCCGGUUCCCUCGCUAAAUGUGCAGACCAGGCUCUGAUCUCAACUCCUGACCCCAGAACAGAAGUUAUGGGCUGGAGACUGAUUACAAAGAAAGGAGCAAAUCUAUCGGAGAUUAUCCCUGGGAGUCAGAUUGGAAAUAUUCAGGAUUACCACAGGCACAGGUAUAAGCAAGGAAUUCCCGAAGGUGUGAAGGAUCUCCCUCCUGGAGUAGCCCUCCCGCUGGAAUCAAACCUGGCCUACAUGAAUGGCAUCAGCUUUACCAAAGGCUGUUACAUUGGACAGGAGUUGACAGCCAGGACCCACCACAUGGGUGUCAUUCGCAAACGUCUGCUGCCAGUCCAGUUUUUGGCUCCUCUUCCCAGGGACAGCAUUCCCGAGGGUGCUGAGAUCUUAACUGAAUCAGGAAAGUCAGCCGGGAAGUUCCGGGCUGGAGGAGGUGAUCUUGGUAUAGCUUUGCUGAGGUUAGCUAAUAUAAAUGAACCACUCUGCCUAAAUAUAGCAGGUGAUAAAGUGAAGCUCACUGCAAGUAUACCCGAGUGGUGGCCAAAACCUGCUAGUAAAUAAAUGAGGAACCACCACUUUCACGUUUGCCUUAUUGAGAAUAUAUUCUGUGUGUUAAGUUUGGGAAGGCGACUCUGCCUUCAGCUGUUGUUUGGGGUGUUUGAUGGGGGCGGCGUUGCAGGAUUCUUCAAACCGGGACUGAACAGCAGGAACCCAAAGCCAGCGGCGGGUCGCUGAGGACAGGAGGAUAAUGUGUUACACGUUGUGGAGAGGCCCAUACAGAGUACACAGGGGAGCGCACCUUUUCCCAAGGGUACCCCAUAUUUAUUGAGGGGUGCCACACACUGUUGGGUUGGACUGAAUUUUUGGUCCACCACUGUGCUCCGCGUAGGGCACAGUGUGUGCUCAGACUGAAGCGAGCAGUGCGAGCAGGAGCUUCCCCAUUGUAUUCGCUGAAUGAUUUUUUUCAUAAUAACCAUUCUGUGGUAAUAUAACGUGUUUUUUUUUAAUGGAGAGCAUGCUGCUCUUACCUUGCAUAAGAUACAUACUCAGGAUAAAGCGUUCACUGCAAAAUACUCCUUGCAUUGAGCUUCUUAAACUUGCUGAUUGGGUGGGUGUUUUUUCCCCACCACUAACUGCUAAUCGUGUUCAGGAAGAGGAAUACCUUGUACUCAACAUAUCAGACCUUGAUUUUAAUUAGCCAUUAUUCCUGGUGGAAAAGUUCACAAACAUCCCAGUCCUGUCCCCUGCUGCAGUGCCGGCAGAGGGAGCACAGCCAGCAGCAGCCGGCUUCUCUGCUGCUCCUGCCCUCGGUCAUGCAUGCUUCUUUUGCUCAAACAACCGUUUCAGAGAGGAAGGUGAGAUUUUUACAGAAAUAAGGCACACUGGUGCGUACCCUGGGGUGACGACUGGAUUGGUGUGCUGGUGCUUGGCAGAAUAUUCUCUCGCUAGAAGCACGUCCCCUCCAGUUGCCAACAACAGUUGAGGGAUCUAUUUUUUUGAGGGGCAUCUCUGCUCUGUCAUCUUGUAGAAAAAUCCUCUGUGCUUCCCUGAAGCCUUUGGUUUCCUCAGUCCCUCCACAAAGCCAGUGAAGGGACAGUGUGUCCCCAUCUCAGACCUCUGCUCGUUCCCUCAGCAUUAAGCUGCAGUCUCUGGAGAAGGGGUUAAUGCCACACGUGCUCUACCACCACCGCUUGUUCUGAGAGCUCUGUAGCCCUCCUACAAAAACCCGUCCCCGCUGCCAUCUCUGAGGUCUUCUCCAUCCACCAUCCCAUGUAGACCAAAAAAACCCCAACCUCUUGCAUGCAUAUUUCUGACAAAAACCGUCCCAAGCGAAUUCUGCCAAUGUUCCGCUGUUACCAUUACUGUGAAAGGAAUUUAUCUGUGAAAAGUGCUCAUAUUGGAUAAAACUCUUUAUGCUUGCUGUAAAAUGAGUUUGUGGAAUAUCUGAUUAAAAGUUUAUUGCAUCAA